Messenger RNA from Gastrolobium bilobum, 1469 nucleotides. Its product is annotated as calcium uniporter protein 4, mitochondrial-like. The coding region runs from base 78 to 1175 and encodes 365 amino acids. Gene Ontology annotation, cellular component: mitochondrial inner membrane; uniplex complex. The transcript has 2 exons. Gene Ontology annotation, molecular function: uniporter activity; calcium channel activity. Gene Ontology annotation, biological process: calcium import into the mitochondrion; mitochondrial calcium ion homeostasis. The record is from RefSeq and is a predicted model, not a curated record. Lineage: Eukaryota; Viridiplantae; Streptophyta; Magnoliopsida; Fabales; Fabaceae.
UCCUCAGUUAUUGGACUCAUUUCGUUUAUAUAUAUCUCUCUAAGAAGAGAGAAAAAAAAAAAACUUAUACAUCUUCAAUGGCGCUUCGGAAACUCUUUACGAAGCGUUUAUUCAAUGGUUCCAAAACGACGAUGCCGUCUACAACAUUAGAACACAGAAUUGUGUCGUCUCCGCCUCUCCAACAAGCCAGAUUUUCUCCGAACCACCGCGAGUACCUCGCCUCGCCGGAUUCCGCAGACAAAGGCUUUUUCCGGCGGUUUUUCCUCCGGAGAGCCGUGUACCACUCCGGCCACACGAGGCUCCCGGAAUUCCUGUCGAUUCCCGUCGGAGAGAAGCUCAGGGAGAAGCUCAAAGGCAUCAACAAUAUCGCCGGCGUCGGAGAUCGUCUCAAAUUAGGCGACGUUAAUCUCACUCCGGUGCCGGCGCAGAGCACCGGCGAUUCAGUGUACGGUAAUGGAAUAUCCGUGAAGGAUGCGAGGAAGAUUCUGAGGGCAUCGCAGGUGGAGAAGGUGAAGGCGAAGCUGAGGGACAUUCCAGAGAGUUCGAUUUGUUACUCUGAGUUCUUGCGGAUCUGCGUUGAGUCUUGUCAGAAUCAUGAUCAAGGUGUCGAGUUCGCUAAGAUUUUGGAUGAUUGUGGAAACGUCAUCGUUUUGGGGAACGUCGUCUUUCUCCGGCCAGAGCAGGUAGCAAAAACAAUGGAGAGCUUAAUAGAUCAAUCAAUAGCCAAACCAAACGACCCAAGAAGGAAGGAGCUAGAGCAGAUGGAGAGGCAAAAGGCGAUGAUUGAUGAUAAGGCAAAAGCCCAGGUUCGAGCUGAACUAUAUUGUGGGCUGGGCUUUUUGAUGGUUCAGACCCUUGGUUUCAUGAGGCUCACUUUCUGGGAACUGAGCUGGGAUGUGAUGGAGCCCAUAUGCUUCUUUGUUACCUCCAUACACUUUGCUCUUGCAUACCUUUUCUUUAUGAGGACCUCCACUGAGCCCACUUUCCAAGGCUAUUUCUAUCGUCGAUUCAAGGCCAAGCAAGAACGUCUCAUGAAGACAUAUAACUUUGACAUCCAUAGGUACAACGAGCUCUACAGGGCAUGCUAUCCGAGUUAUCAUUCCAGUGCAAAAUCUGAACCUUCUUCGCCCUUCCACCAUUCAGAAGAGACACUCCUACGAGCCAUGCAUCGUUGAAGAAUUAUGUGUGGAUAUAACUAUUUAAGUAAAGUUAUGUGAUUACCAUGGAGGCCACCCUUUCUCAGUUGAUAACUAAAAUUUUGAUUUUAAAGCGGCACUGUUUGAGAUCUCUUUCCAUUUUCUAGUUAAUGCGGAGAAGACCAACAAGGGAUACGUAGGAUCAACUUAUAUUACCCAAUUCUCAAAUUUACAAUGAACUUAGUUGGGCUUUGCUUUGUGCAUGCAAAGUUGGACAUCGUAGCACGUAAAAUGGAAAGGCCUUGCAUGUGGUUCUUUUCGGCCAUUGGAUGA